This is a messenger RNA of Oryzias latipes (Japanese medaka), 1715 nucleotides long. RefSeq names its product non-POU domain containing, octamer-binding (gene nono). Gene Ontology annotation, molecular function: RNA binding. The record is from RefSeq and is a predicted model, not a curated record. NCBI's taxonomy places the organism in Eukaryota, Metazoa, Chordata, Actinopteri, Beloniformes, Adrianichthyidae.
UGACGUCACACAACCGUCAGAGCAGCGCACCGUGUCGCCAUUUUUGUUACUCUUUGUACGACAUUGUUAGCCCCUUGUACUGCUUUUCAAAGCACACUUUACCAGAUUUUUUGACUUCUUUGUCAAAUAAUGCAAGGAAACAGAGGCCCUCAGCAUAACCACGGCCACAACCGCCAGGGGGAAUACUUCAAAACCGAAGGACCUAAUAGCAAUGGCCAACAGCCGGAGACCAGCGAGCAGACCAACCCCAACGCGGCCUUAACCAUGGACCUGCAGAGCUUCAGGAAACCCGGAGAAAAGACCUUCACACAGCGGAGCAGGCUGUUUGUGGGAAACCUACCCACAGGCGUCACAGAAGAUGACCUGGAGAAGCUGUUUGCAAAGUAUGGUAAAGCCAGUGAGAUUUUUAUUAACAAAGAAAGAGGCUUCGGCUUCAUCCGCCUGGAAACCAGGAUCAUAGCUGAGAUCGCCAGAGCCGAGCUGGAUGAUCAUGUAUUCAGGGGCAGACCUAUCCGAGUCAAGUUUGCUACGCACGGUGCCGCUUUGAGUGUAAAGAAUUUACCAGAGUUUGCCUCCAACGAUCUCCUGGAAGAAGCUUUCGCUAUUUUCGGGCAGGUGGAGAGGGCGGUGGUGAUUGUGGAUGACAGGGGGAGGCCCACGGGGAAAGGCAUCGUCGAGUUCACCUCAAAGCCCGCAGCCAGGAAGGCUCUGGAUAAAUGCAAUGAUGGUGCCUAUCUUCUCACAGCCUUCCCCCGACCCAUUACAGUGGAGCCCAUGGAACAGUUCGACGAAGAUGAAGGACUGACCGAGAAGUUGAUCAACAAGAACCAACAGUAUCACAAAGAACGGGAGCAGCCACCGCGUUUUGCUCAGCCGGGCUCCUUUGAGUAUGAAUAUGCAAUGCGUUGGAAAGCCCUGAUGGAGAUGGAGAAGCAGCAGUACGAGAUGGUGGACCGCAACAUGAAAGAAGCUCAAGAGAAGCUGGAGGCUGAGAUGGAGGCAGCCAGACACGAGCAUCAAGUGAUGCUGAUGAGGCAAGACCUGCUGAGGCGGCAGGAGGAGCUGCGCCGGAUGGAAGAGCUCCACAACCAAGAGGUGCAGAAGAGGAAGCAAGCGGAGCUCCGGCAGGAGGAGGAACGCCGGCGGAGGGAGGAGGAGAUGAGGAUGCGCAACGAGGAGAUGAUGAAGAGGCAGCAGGAGGGUUUCAGAACCAACUUUUCUGAAAACAGAGAACAAGAUAUGAUGAUGCACAUGGGUGGUCACGGGUUGGGCAUGAACAGAAAUUCCCUAGGUGGGAAUUCUGGACCUGCCAAUGCUGCUGCUAUGGCUACAGAUAGCGCUCCGAUGAUGGCAGGUCCAGCAAACAACAUGCCUGUAGGAGGACAGAGCGGCUUCCCCCGAGGCCUUCCGGGGCCUGGAGACUAUAACAAGCAGCGGAGAUUUUGAAGAGCUUCUUCCCUUGUCUUACUAUGCUCACUGUAAUUUUCCAUUUUGGGUAGAAAGUGUUACUUUUGGACUUUGAAAUGUGCAUGUGUUUUUUUUUCUACCGUUUUUAUUUGUCCUUUUCAUUUUAUUUUAGUACUAAUAUGUCAUAACUCCAAAUGAGCCAUGCAUUUUCAAUUGUUUCUUACAUUCACUAGAUAGAGAUGGAAAAUGUUUCUUUGUCCUAAAUAUGUCAACUUUUCUGGAAUAAAGUCAUGAUUCCUUAAAAAAAA